AUGGACCCCCGAGACCAGACGUUCAUGACGAUUCAUAACCUCACACCCGAUGCCAACAUUCUCUUUGCCUCCGACUCGAUCGUCGACAUCCUAGGCUACCAGCCAGAUGAGGUCAGGGGGAAGUCCGCCUUCGAGUAUUUCCAUCCCGACGAGGUACCCUUUGCCCGUUCCAUCCACAGCAGGGGCGUCCUGCUCGACAAGGCCGCCGUCCUCCAUUACGCACGCAUCCUUGCCAAGAAUGGCCAGUGGGUGAGCUGCGAAUGCUGUUUCACCGUCGUUCACAAUGUGUUGGUGGCUUCUACGAGCAUCUACUUCAAGGGGGAAAGGAGCGAGAGGAGAGCGAGGGACGCGCCUCAGAUCAGGCGGAUAUUCUCCAGCUCUCCACGAGACCCUCGGUACCACAUGCUCGAGCACCUUUCGCCCAAGUUUAAAAUGCCGCCCAUGGAACGGGAGCCGCGAGCUGCCCUCAUCCUCAACCGCUUCACGAGAAACUUGACGAUCAUGUACGCGACAGACGCCGUCACUCAGAUUCUGGGGGUGCGACCGGAUGAGCUCCUGGAGAAACCCUUCUACGAGUGCAUCCAGCCAAACUGUCUUGACGAGGCAGAGAGGUGUUUAGAGAGCGCAAAGGCAAACGAGUCAAUUGCUUAUCUCCGCUUCUGGUACAAGGACCCAAGGGUUGACUCGAACGAUUCCACGGAUGGAGAGGACGAGGACGGGGACGAGGACGAACCGGAGGACGAAGCAGAUGAUGGGAGCAGUCAGGCCCCGAGCGAAGUGGACGUCAAGGACCCAAGCCUAAAGGAUUGUUGCAUGGAUCUUGACGAAGACAAUCAUCGGACACGGGACUCAGACGGCGGGCGCGGGGUUGGAUCAGGCACUUCUCCAAAUGCUGCUAGUUCGGAGCAACAGGGCACUCCCCGCCGCUCGCCCCAGACGUUCGAGCUGGAGGCCGUUGUCUCGUGCACAUCAGACGGGCUUGUCGUGGUCUUGCGGAGAGCACGGCCCCCUAUUCCCGACCCGCAACCCCCGGUUAUCCCGGCCGCUUUCAACUAUGAGAACGGGCUGUUUGCGGCACCGUGGGGCCACCAGCCCAUCGAACCUUACAUAUCACCAGAUUUGCUUUACACGUUCCGCCCGCCACUCUUACCGCAGUACAUGCCGUUGCGGGAAUGCGUCAAAGCGGCAGGCGGGCCCCCUCUCGACCAACUAAUGCGCUCGAUUCGCGACGUGGCCGUCUUUGCUUGGGCGGUAGCCGGCAUCAACCCGACGCUCGCGGCAAACUACGCCCAGGGGCUCCGACCCAGGAUGGGCUUCGACGGCCAACCGCCAGCCGAUGGCCUGCCGGCGUGGGAGGCUGAUUCACUUCCGACCACAUACCCCCCACCCGCGGACUUGCCAGCAGACCUUGCUAAGGAACCGUCCAUGGCUGCGCCUGCGUUCGGCCGCGGCGGGCUCUAUGGACCUGACCCGCCGCCCAUCCCGGGCUACCGCGCCCGCCACGCCUCUCUGGACGCAAACAUGUAUGACAGCAGCCAACAGCAGCACCCGGGAUGGCCCGGGACAUCGUCAUCAUCGUACUCGUACAUGGGCAGCAAUCAUGGGUACGAAACCGCCGCAAGAGGGAGUUACGGCCAUCACCACCGCCGACCGCCCCUCCGCCCUGCCUUCUCGUACGAUGCGCUGUACGACCACGCGCGUCAUCAACAGCAGGCGUAUUCACCGGCGUCCGCACCGGACACCGCGUCGGUCAGGGGGUGUAGUAGUUUCCGGGAGAACGUCUGCGAUGCUACGGCUGUCGGCGAGGCGGUGCCAUCGAGCUAUGGGAUGGUCGGGCCGUCGUCGAGCAGUUCAGGCAGCCAUAGUAGUCGUGGCGCUGGAGGACAAGGAGAUUCUUCCUGGGCGGCCGGAGCUAGGGGGGGCAGGUAUUUCUGGGAUUGAACGGCUCACGGCCGUCUCUCCUCCGCAAGAGGGUCAUUUCUUUAAUGAUCCGCAAACAGAAGGUCGCCUGUACUUCUUCCUAAACCAAUUGUCAUCGGGGAUCACAAACUACCUGGCCUAACAAUCCAUGCAGUUAUUUUCUGGGCCGUUAUGCAAGACAGGGUAAUACGGGACAGGCGGGAAUGAAUAUGGUAAACAGAAAAUUUUUUGGGCCUGGGUGGAUGGGUAAUUACAUUUGAACACCUUAUCUGCAUAUUAUAUGCAAAGUAGCAUUAUUAAUGGCGGGAAUUCGAUUCAUUCAGCUUUCG
Messenger RNA from Thermothelomyces thermophilus ATCC 42464, 2249 nucleotides. RefSeq lists its product as uncharacterized. The record is from RefSeq and is a predicted model, not a curated record. The coding region runs from base 1 to 1941 and encodes 646 amino acids. Gene Ontology annotation, molecular function: RNA polymerase II transcription regulatory region sequence-specific DNA binding; DNA-binding transcription factor activity, RNA polymerase II-specific; protein binding. The transcript has 4 exons. NCBI's taxonomy places the organism in Eukaryota, Fungi, Ascomycota, Sordariomycetes, Sordariales, Chaetomiaceae.